Caenorhabditis sp. 36 PRJEB53466 is the source of this 874-nucleotide messenger RNA. NCBI's taxonomy places the organism in Eukaryota, Metazoa, Nematoda, Chromadorea, Rhabditida, Rhabditidae. The record is from the annotation of a GenBank genome assembly.
AUGCCAACCUCUUCCGCUCUCUGUGCUCCGAUCCACGUCGAACUGCUCAAUUCGGACAGUUUUUGGCGGCUCCGCGCUCUUGGAAAUGAGCAAGUGGUGGCCCCGGCUGGACGGUGUUUCUUCCCGGUCCCCGAGUUCAGUGUGUCCAAUUUGGACAAAACGUCCAAGUACAAAAUCGGAAUGUUCUUCCGUGGAAUCGUCGACAAGGAAGGUGUUUCGCCGCAAGACUCGAAAACCUUCCACCCCUUUCAGAAUUCUGUGGAAUCUGGAAACUUUUGGAUGAAGAAUCCGUUCGCGGUCAACGUCAAAACGACGAAUAACGAAGCGUCGACGGAUGAGAGUUCGGUGAGUUCGGUUUAAAGAGAACAAUAAUUCAUGUUUCAUUUCCAGGUGUACCUCCCGAGUCAAUGCAAUUACGUGCCCGUUCUCAAGGUCCAGAAGGUGGAACACGAUGAGGAUGGAUUGCUCGUUCCGAUCGGAGAGCCCGAGGAGUUCGCAUUCGACUGUGCUGAGUUCCGGACCGUCACCAAGUACAAGGUAAGUGCUAAUAGUAGGAACUUUAUAAAGUUUACAAAGCUUUUCAUUUCAGAACAAAGAAGUGGCCGCGUUGAAGACAAGGAUCAACAAGUAUGCUACGAACUGCAGGCUGACGGGUCGGAAAAAUAAAAAAGCGCUCAAGACAGCGACAGGAGAGCAAGUUGGAGCCACGACUGGCCCUUCAGCUCCAGUUCCAUAUCAGCUCAAUUUGAUGACUAUUCCGGUCCCGCAUCUCUACUCUCCACAAGUUCCGUACUAUGUACAUGCACAAUAUCCGAUCGUCAGCUGGGGAAAUGUCAACGGAGGAGUCUAUCCGCACAACUAUCCAAUGUUUUAG